This is a messenger RNA of Carassius auratus (goldfish), 1771 nucleotides long. RefSeq lists its product as uncharacterized. The record is from RefSeq and is a predicted model, not a curated record. Lineage: Eukaryota; Metazoa; Chordata; Actinopteri; Cypriniformes; Cyprinidae. The transcript is spliced from 4 exons. The coding region runs from base 132 to 1544 and encodes 470 amino acids.
CCAGCGCAACAUUUGGGGGCAGCACUUCGUGCGUGCAACCUGUUUCAUUCCAUAGGUGACAUACGAGUAAGUGAUUGAUGAAUGCCCUGCGUUGAUGGUUCGCCACCACGGCAUUUUGCGAAAUCGCAAGCAUGGGCAAAUGUUUGUUUAAUGACAAGUGGUUGGAGGACGAAAAGUAUCGGGGGUGGCUGAAGAAAACAGCCAGUAAUCAUGAAGCGAGGUGUGCUUUAUGUAAAAAGACGAUAAAGCUGGGGACAAUGGGCCACAUAGCGCUCGAUUCACACAUGAAAGCAGAGAAGCACAAGAAGUGUGUGUCGUCGCAAGCAAGUAGUUUGCCCAUAAGUAUGUUCUCAUCGAGCACUUCGACCUCUCAGCCUUCCACUUCAAGCAAUGCCUUCGGCAGCUUUGCGAAUGUAGCUACACUUAAGGCCGAAAUACUGUGGGUAUUUCAAACCGUAAGCCGCCACAACUCGUACACCUCAAAUGAGGACAUCCACCUAGUUUUUCAAGCAAUGUUCCCUGACUCAGAGUGUGCGAGUACGUUCACAUGUGGAAGGGAUAAAACCGCAUAUUUAGCACGAUUUGGUGUUGCCCCAUACAUAAAGAAGGAACUCAUUUCACGGGCAAACAAGGAUGCUUUCAUCAUAAUGUUCGAUGAGUCCAUGAACACAACAACGAAAACUAAACAGUUGGACUUGCACGUCAGAUGUUGGUCAACUGACGAGACCGGGACCCCGAUUGUCAGGUCUCGCUAUCUGGGUUCUCAGUUUUUGGGCCACUCAACGGCAGAAGACUUGCUGGAACAUUUUAAGGAGGGCACCAAGGAACUUAAUUUACGGAACUUGCUUUCUGUAUCAAUGGAUGGACCUGCAGUCAAUUGGAAAUUCAUGGAUCUCCUACAAUUGGAACAUGGAGAACAGUUUGGGGGGAUUCAACUCCAAGUGGUAGGAAGCUGUGGUAUCCACACCCUACACAAUUCAUUUAAAGGUGGAUUUGAGGUGUGGCAUGUAGAAAAGGUGCUGAGAUCUCUCCACUGUCUCUUCAAUAAUGCCCCAGCAAGAAGAGAGGAUUUCACAUCUGCAACACUGUCGUCCACAUUCCCCUUAUCCUUCUGUGGCCAUCGCUGGCUCGAAAAUGUGCCUGCUGCAGAGAGGGCCAUUGAAAUUUGGCCCUCUAUUGAGAAGUUUGUUGACCAAGUGUCAACAAAGAAGGUGAAGAACCCAGGAAAUGCAUCAUUCGACACCCUCUCUGAGGCAAGAAAGGAUCCUCUUAUCUGUGCCAAACUCCACUUCUUUGUGUUCAUAGCAAGAGUCUUUCAACCAUUUCUGGAAAAAUAUCAAAAAGAUGCUCCCAUGAUGCCCUUCCUGUGGAAUGACUUGGAGGAUUUGAUAAGGAGCCUUCUCAAACGAUUCAUCAAGCGUGAUGCUUUGCCCUCGAGUCCAUAUAAGCUGGUGAGGCUCGAUGUCACAGACCAGAAGCUUUGGCUUGGCACAAAAGAUGUUGACAUUGGCAUGGGUGCAGCAGCUGUUAUCAAGGUGAUGUGAUUUCUCAACAGUUUGAGAAGGCCCUUUCCAAUGAAGCCAAAUCGCUGGAAUUUGCAAACUUCCAGCCCUCAGUGUCCAGGGUUGAUACAUUCCUGUCUCAGAAUCUCAGUUCCUACACUGAUCUGUGGAACUUCUGCAAGAAGUUACUACUCCUCUCACAUGGACAAGCUGAAGUGGAGCGGGGCUUCUCCAUCAACAAAGAAGUGGAGACGUGCAACAUGUCUGAG